This is a messenger RNA of Exophiala dermatitidis NIH/UT8656, 513 nucleotides long. RefSeq names its product 30S ribosomal protein S8. Gene Ontology annotation, cellular component: mitochondrion; ribosome. The coding region runs from base 1 to 513 and encodes 170 amino acids. The transcript has a single exon. The record is from RefSeq and is a predicted model, not a curated record. Gene Ontology annotation, biological process: translation. Lineage: Eukaryota; Fungi; Ascomycota; Eurotiomycetes; Chaetothyriales; Herpotrichiellaceae. Gene Ontology annotation, molecular function: structural constituent of ribosome.
AUGUCUCUAGUGCAUUUAGCAAACACAUGUUCACAUCUUCAGAACGCCUCUCGGGCGCGGCUGGGCCUCACCUCUAUCCCUGACACCAAAUUCCACCUGCGACUGAUGCUUGCGCUGCAAAACUCGGGGUUUAUCUCGACCGUCGUCCGCGGCGGUCCUACGCCUCCCCCAGCCCACGGACUGCUGUCGCAUCCGUCGUCGUCCGAUCCCACCGCACCCAUUGAGCCCGUGACGAGACACAACAUCUCAACGCGGCGGUUGUGGCUGGGGCUGAAGUACUGGCAAAGUAUGCCCGUGCUAGAGAAGAUGAGUCUGGUCAGCAAGCCGACGAGGAGGAUAUGGAUGGAUGUGACGGGAUUGAAACAGCUCGUCUUGGGCAAAGACGCAGGAUACGUCAAGGGACUACGGAGGCCCGGGGAAUGCAUCUAUGUGAGCACCGACAGAGGCAUCCUAGAGGCCAGAGAGUGUGUUGAGCAAAAGGUGGGAGGCAUGUUGAUCUGCCGCGUCCGGUAA